AUGAACAACGAGAAGGUUAUUCUCCUCAAUGACAAAGAAGAUGAUCUAGGAGACAAAAAACUACUGCGUAAAUUGGAUUGGCACUUGAUUCCAACUAUGACAUUUCUCUAUCUAUUGAGUUUUCUCGAUCGAGUUAAUAUUGGCCAGGCAAAACUUGAUGGUCUAACAGUAUCACUAAAGCUGAGCAGUAAUCAAUAUAAUACAUGUCUGAGUGUGUUUUUUGUUCUUUACGUUGUGCUUGAGAUUCCCUCAAAUCUAAUACUCAAACGACUUCGACCUAGUCGAUGGAUACCAAUGAUCAUGGUGGGAUGGGGCAUCGUGAUGACAUUGAUGGGUUUAGUAAAUUCGUAUGCAGGUCUUCUUAUAUGUCGUCUAUUUUUGGGUGCUGCUGAAUCAGGUCUCUUUCCAGGUGUCAACUUCUAUCUGUCGAGUUGGUAUAAGAGACGCGAACUCUCGUGGCGUAUAAGUAUUUUUUUCUCAGCUGCUGCCCUUGCUGGCGCUUUCGGUGGUGUACUCGCCUAUGGUAUCACUAAGAUGGGUGGUGUUGGCGGACAAGAAGGUUGGCGCUGGAUAUUCUACCUUGAAGGCAUCGCCACAGUAGUUGUUGGAGCAAUAGCCUUCUUUUUUAUUAACGAUUUUCCUUCUGACCGACCAAAAUUUCUCACCGAGUCUGAAUACAAUCGUGUCAUGACUCGACUACAAACCGAUGCUGGUGCUGGAGCCAGUGAGCAUUUCAGCUGGAAACAAGUCUUCGCCGCUCUAUCGACAUGGAAAGUCUAUGCUUGGUCGUUGUGCUAUAUUAGCAUACUUGUUCCUUUCUAUUCGCUGUCGUUUUUCUCGCCAACGAUUAUUCAGAAUCUUGGUUUUAUUACCUAUCAGGCUCAACUGCUCAGUGCACCGCCGUAUGUAUUCGCUUUUUUUACUACGAUGAUCACGGCCUACGUGUCUGAUAAAUAUGCUCAUCGAAGUAUCUUUAUCAUAGCCUGGCUAUCUGUUAGCAUAGUUGGCUAUACUAUUUUGAUAACACUUGAGAACUUGGUUGUUAAGUAUCUAGCUGUGGUACUUGUAGCUGGUGGUCUUUCUCCAUGCAUAGCUACUUGUAUUGCUUUUAUAUCAGGCAACGUGAGUCCCCAUACAAAACGAGCAACUGCAUUAGCAUUCAUGAUAUCGGUAGGCAACAUAGGUGGAAUAAUCAGUGGACAACUCUAUCGUACACAAGAUGCACCUCGUUUUAUCCUUGGUCAUACCAUCAAUCUGGGUUUCUGUGCACUCGGCUUAAUCAGUGUUGUGAUCCUUCUGUUUGGUCUUCGAGCAGAAAAUAAACGGCGUGACCGCCUAUAUGGACCUAUCAAUGCACCAAUGGUGUUACCGGAUACAGAGGUGCAAAGCUCCGAUACGUUUGAUGUAGUUAGUGAAGAGGAUAGACGCCGAUGGGGCUAUGAAUACAUGUCGGAGAAAGAAAUUCUUGAUUUGGGCGAUCAACAUGCUGCUUGGCGCUAUAUUCUUUAG
Molecule: messenger RNA, 1509 nt
Organism: Rotaria socialis
Lineage: Eukaryota; Metazoa; Rotifera; Eurotatoria; Philodinida; Philodinidae
Source: the annotation of a GenBank genome assembly